AUGGAUUUGAUCCAAAGCUUCGAUGCAUUGCCCCGCAAUCUUCAAGAGUGUUUCUUGGACACUGGCUCGUCGUUUCGUAAAGACCAGAAGAUAAUUGCUUCCACAGUAAUUGACGUAUGGUUUGGAUUAUACGGUAUAGAGAAUAUCAUCUGCAUGCAUUACCUCCAAGACCUUGCCUCCCACAAACUCCUUGAACUUCUUCCUCUUGGGAAAAAUGAGUAUGAAGAUGGUUUCUUCAAUGAGUUCUUGGUUAAACAAGACAACAUCUUUAGAGAAUUUGCUAUAAAUCAAUGCGAAAAAGACUCUUUUUCGAUCUUCGAAAGGAAAAGAUUAAACUUGGAUAUACAAGAGAACAAUUUCCCAAACUGGUGUUUAAAUCCAAAACAGCCUAUUACAAUUAAUGCCUCUCUCUUGUCUAUCUCUACCGAUGAAUCAUUUACAUCAAAUUGGAUUGAAAUGGAUUGUCCAAAUGUUGAAGCUUUAGUUCUUAAUCUCGCUUCAUCAAACUAUGCAUUACCAAACUUCAUUACUACAAUGAAGAAACUAAAAGUUGUGAUGAUUAUAAAUCACGGUCCUGAUCCUGUAAAACUGACCAAUUUGUCGUGUCUCAGCUCGUUACCGAACCUAAGACGGAUCAGAAUCGAGAAAGCUUCGAUCAGUUUGCUUGACAUUCCAAAACUUCAGCUCAAUAGUCUUGAGAAGCUAUCUUUAUGGUUGUGUCACUUUGUUGAGGUUCUCAAUGACUUAGAAGUUGAUAAUGUUUCUGAAUCUUUUCAGAGUUUACAGGAAAUCGAAAUUGAUUAUUGUUAUAAUCUUUUCGAAUUACCGUAUUGGAUCUUUCAAGUUGUUUCACUAAAGAAACUUAGCAUUACAAAUUGUAAUAAGCUAUGUAGUCUCUCAGAAGUUAUAGGCAACUUGAAGAACCUUGAAAUGUUGAGACUGAGUUCUUGUAAUAGUCUCUUUGAACUUCCUGAAACGGUCCAGCGACUAAGCAAUCUACGAGUUCUCGAUGUUUCUGGAUGUUUUCAAUUGAAAAAGUUGCCUUUAGAGAUUGGAAAGUUGAAGAAACUGAAGAAGAUUUCGAUGAGAGAUUGUUAUCGAUGCGAGUUGCCAGAUUCAAUGAAGACUCUAGAGAAUCUGGAGGUGAAAUGCGACGAAGGGACUGUGUUCUUAUGGAAAAGAUUCAAACCAAAAAUGAAGAAUUUGAGAAUCACUGAAGAGGAAACAGAACAUAACCUCAACUUGCUUCAACUGUUCUAA
This is a messenger RNA of Arabis nemorensis, 1260 nucleotides long. The record is from the annotation of a GenBank genome assembly. Lineage: Eukaryota; Viridiplantae; Streptophyta; Magnoliopsida; Brassicales; Brassicaceae.